This is a messenger RNA of Girardinichthys multiradiatus, 2283 nucleotides long. RefSeq names its product DnaJ heat shock protein family (Hsp40) member B1a (gene dnajb1a). NCBI's taxonomy places the organism in Eukaryota, Metazoa, Chordata, Actinopteri, Cyprinodontiformes, Goodeidae. The transcript has 3 exons. The coding region runs from base 242 to 1246 and encodes 334 amino acids. Gene Ontology annotation, molecular function: Hsp70 protein binding; transcription corepressor activity. The record is from RefSeq and is a predicted model, not a curated record. Gene Ontology annotation, cellular component: cytosol.
UGUUCCUUACUCUUUUAUUUAAAAAAAAAACUAACUAAACAAACAGAACCUUUUUCCACGACUUUUGCGCUCAUAGCAGAAAGUUUUCCUCAGACCGCCUUGGCAGUUUUUGUCCGCGGAGGUGACACCAGCUGCGGCGUGGGCAAUGCAAGUUGAGCCGCACAACAUCCCAACCUGGACGUCCGCGCUGACCGUGCUUUCAUAACAGAGGUCGGGAAAACGGACCUGACCGGUCAUUGUGAUGGGUAAAGAUUAUUACAAUGUGCUGGGAAUAGCCAGAGGUGCUUCCGACGACGAGGUCAAAAAGGCGUACAGAAAGCAGGCUCUGCGCUUCCAUCCGGACAAAAACAAGUCAUCCGGAGCUGAAGACAAAUUCAAGGAGGUCGCCGAAGCUUAUGAUGUCCUCAGUGACAUCAAGAAAAGAGACAUUUACGAUCGCUAUGGAGAAGAAGGAUUAAAGGGUUCGGGUGACGGCAGGGAACACUGUGGCCCCACUUUCAACUACACCUUCAACGGAGACCCUCAUGCCAUAUUUGCUGAGUUCUUUGGCGGCCGCAGCCCUUUCGAUCACUUCUUCCCAUCGUCCUUCGACGGCGACAUUGACGAUCCCUUCUCGGCGUUCGGCAUUGGAGGAAUCGGCGGGUUUCACAGGUCCUUUAAAGUCCACCCAGGUGGCAUCCACAGGGCACACGAGAAGAGGCAGGAUCCGCCUGUGGUGCACGAGCUGAAGGUGAGCCUCGAGGAGGUUUUCACCGGGUGCACGAAAAAGAUGAAGAUUUCCCGCAAGAGACUGAACCCUGAUGGCUGCACACUGCGCAAAGAGGACAAGAUUUUAACAGUAAAUAUCAAACGUGGGUGGAAAGAGGGCACGAAAAUCACUUUUCCCAGGGAGGGCGAUGAAACUCCAACCAACAUUCCUGCCGACGUGGUUUUUGUGGUUAAGGACAAACCCCACCCUUUGUUCAGGAGAGAUGGAUCAGAUAUAGUUUAUCCUGCAAAAAUCUCACUUCGAGAGGCAUUAUGCGGAUGCACAGUCAAGGCGCCCACUCUGGACGGCCGGACAAUCACUGUUACUUCCAGGGAAGUAGUGAAACCCGGGAUGAAGAAGCGCAUCACCGGAGAGGGACUUCCUCUGUCCAAGUAUCCUGAAAAAAGAGGCGACAUGAUCUUGGACUUCUCCGUUAAAUUUCCCGACAAACUGGGCGAAAACACGCGAGAUGCACUCGAGGAGAUUCUCCCCAUGUGACCGAAGUCCCUUCACCACAUUUUAACCAGCUAACAUUUCCAGUGGCGCCCUGCUGUUCAGCGCCAUGUUGCAGCCUAAACGAUUUAGGCUUGGGUUUUUAUUCCUGUUGGGUUUCAGAACCAAACCUGGUUUCAUGUGAAGGAAGAAAAAUCAAGCAUAGUGUGAAAAGUGUGAAAAGUUUGCACGGCUAAGUGAAUUUUGUGGCAGAGGAUUUUGCUUCUGAGCAGACGUGUGUAGCGUGCAGCCAGCUACUUAACCAAACCUCAGGGGCACCGAUGCAUGCUCGUGUGUAUUUCCUAUUUUUCGUUGUAAUAAAAAGUUCAGCGAAUCACAAGACGUCGCCAUUUGAUUGUAAUCCCGCGAUGUCACAAACUGCAGAGGAAAAUACACUGAACGUCUUCUGAAGGCUAUAAAUGUAACCCGUGCAAAUGAAUCUGGGGAGUAACAGAUUCCUGCCUCGGAAGGAAAUUUUGGAGAGAAAAAUAAAUUUCUACCAGAUCGAUAAGUCUGAUCAUGAAAAGUUAAAGAUGUUUAAGCUGUUUAAACACAUUACUCCUUAUGCACAUUGUUUGUGCCAAACAGCGGUCUCUGUGUAAUUAAAUUACAUGUGCAUCUAAAGGUUUGAAUCCUGCUGUCAUAUCUUAAUAGAUGAUUACUUUAAUUAAUCCUGUUAAACAAUAUAAAACAAAUUUAUUACAUGUUUUCUUUUUUUACCUGUGAGAAACAUUUGUGUUCUUGAUCUGAAAAACUGCAGUAUAAUCAUUUUUGGUUUAAUUUCUCUUCAACACACUGACUGCCUACUUCCUGGAAAUGAGUCGUUCCUCAGGUCCGAGUGAUCGCUGGGAGAUUGUUGGACGUUUCAGUGUUUAUGUUACCUCCUGCUUUUUCUGCUUUUCCUGGAGUGUUACUCUGAGUGUUAGGUUUUAGACACAGACAGAUGAUUUAAACUAAGAGAUGUCUCAUCUCUGUGGUGUUUUUUUGUAUGUAAAAAGCCUGUUUGUUUCUCUUAGAGGGAAAUAAAGAGCAUUAAAAUGUUG